This is a messenger RNA of Conger conger (European conger), 438 nucleotides long. RefSeq names its product NBAS subunit of NRZ tethering complex-like. Gene Ontology annotation, biological process: retrograde vesicle-mediated transport, Golgi to endoplasmic reticulum. The annotation marks the transcript as partial. Lineage: Eukaryota; Metazoa; Chordata; Actinopteri; Anguilliformes; Congridae. Gene Ontology annotation, cellular component: endoplasmic reticulum membrane; Dsl1/NZR complex. The record is from RefSeq and is a predicted model, not a curated record. The transcript is spliced from 3 exons. Gene Ontology annotation, molecular function: SNARE binding.
UGUGAAGUCGUGUCGCCUCUCUGUAACGCCUCUCUCCCCUUCCCCCCUCCAGUGCGGCUGAGGAGAGACCGCCUGUCCCUGAUCGAGGAGUGCUUCGCCGCCUGCCCCACGGCCUACAGGCAGUCCACCGUCCUGCUGGGCCUGGCGGGUCUGCUCCGCGUGGCAGGUGACGAUGAACCCAAAAGGAAGGGCCAGGUGUUGACCCUCCUUGCAGAACAGGCUCUCCAGCGCCAUGACUACAAGGCCUCCUACAUCCACUGCCAGGACCUUAUGGCCACAGGUUACGGUGCGGGGUGGCACGUGUGCUGUCAGUUGGGCCAGUGUGAGGGGUACCAGGACCUGCAGCCCCGCCAGGAGCUCAUGGCCUUCGCCCUCACGCACUGCCCCCCCGCCAGCAUCCAGAGCCUGCUGGCCUCCAGCAGCUCCCUGCAGACACAG